Molecule: messenger RNA, 7440 nt
Organism: Amoebophrya sp. A25
Lineage: Eukaryota; Dinophyceae; Syndiniales; Amoebophryaceae
Source: the annotation of a GenBank genome assembly
GUGAAGGCACGGGUCGUGGAAUCCGUAAAGUGGUGGGCAGGAAACAUGGAUAUGCCACCGAUGGAUUUGCAAGGGCGCUUAGACGAAAUUGGCAAGAAAUACCAACGCACGCAAAGCAUGGGCUUUGAUCUAAACGUAUUUAUACGUAUUAAUAUAGUUGUAACAUUGUUGGAACACCCGAACACGUCCAAGCGCACUAUGAGGCUCCUGAGAGCAAAUGGAAUGAUUAUCGUUGCAAUGUAACAGAAAGACGAUCAGAACGGACGUGCCGAAUGAUCACUGACUGUCUAAGGCCCUGAAAUGGUAUCAAAAUGGGUUCAAGUGAUGACCAUACGAGGAACUAACAUGAGUUCAAGACAAGGAACGGCAUUGAUCAUGAUCAAGGUGACGAGUGAGAGCAGUCCUUUGGCAUUGAAAUCAGGUUCAUUCGUUGGAUCUUGAGCCAGUAAUGACCAUUGACCAACACCCCUCCUCAGUCGCUAGGUGAGGAAAUGACGAAAGUCACAAACGGUCUAGUGUUGCCUGCUCUGACCCAGAACCAUCGCGAUUCGUUGUAUAGCCACUGACAUCACCUUUGACCAACGAUCUAACACCCUAAGAAGAUAGAAUAGGUAAGCACCGCCAAAGAAGCAGAACUUGAACCAGACUCAUCGUCUUCUUCUUCCGAGUCACUAUCAUCUUCAACAUGGUUACGGCUAAUUGCUGGAUUCUCUAUGUGAUGCAAUAAUAAUCUGCGUUGAGUAGAUGAGCAUGAGAGUUGCGUUAGUCCGUCAGCUUUCAUAAGGUGAGUAGGACAGAAAACGACUUUCUCAGCUGCGUCUCUAACUCGUAAAUAACGUAGCGCGUAGUGUCUACUCUUAGGCUUCGUAUCUUCACUCUUUGCUGUCGAGAUUGCAGACUGGUCGUCUAUCCACAAUAUGGCAUCAUCGAGGGAUGGCGAUAUACCAAACCGCGUUUCCACUAGUUGAGUGGGUAAGGGAUUGAAGAAAUCUGUAAAAUCAUGCAGCUCGCUCAUGACAAUAGUGUCCGACGCGGCUAUAUACUCUGACUCUGCAGUUGAAUAUGCGCGCACGGUUUGGGUAUUGCGUUUCCAACAGAUUGGAAAACCCCGAUAGUACAUAAUCGAACCACUGGUCGAGCGCAUGCUCUUUAUGCAGUUUGCGAAUCCUGCAUCUGAGAACCAGUUAGUAUACGGUAGCUCUCUUCCUUCUGGUUGUAGGAGCUUCUUGUAAAUUUCGUUGAAUUCUUCCUCACUUUCUGGAGAAUAAUAGAGUCCUUGGCCCUUUGUCGUAGCUAGAUACUUUAAUACUUUUCUACAAGCUUUUGCAAUUCUUUCAGUGAUGGGCUUACUGACAUACCGAGCCAAUGUCGCCACAGGGACGCAAGUAUCUGGCCUUGCGGUUGUCGAUAUCCAAAGCAGUGCGCCAACAAUCUCACGCAAUGGAAACCCGGCUGCUAGCUUAAGCCCCUCCUCAAGCAAAGCAGACUCGUCGAAAUUUGGAGACCACACCGGCUCACCUAGUGUUAUUUUAUACUUCUGUAAAGUCUUCUCUAUGUACACACUCAUCAGGAUUUUCACUGAACGCGCUUCCCGACAAUAGUGCACAAUCGCACCAAGAAAGUCGAACUCUAGCCAUUCGAAACUCGUGUGGGAAUCGACUCGCUUUGCCAUCUCGAUAGGUCGGCCGGGGGCGCGACUAAAGAUCCGGUCGAGCUCAGACCGUAACUCAUGAUAGUCAGGCCCAGUAGCUAAGUUAUCAUCAACAUAGACUGACAUCUUCAUAUACUUUCCUGGGUGCGUUUUGCUCUUUUUCCGCCACAAUCCUGGAGCAGAAGGACACGGCUCCCAUCCGAGUUCGGACAAUAGCACGCAAUACUUCUUGAACCAGGCUCGUGGAGCGUCCUUGGGCCCAUAUAGAGCUUUCUUAAGCUUGACGAUAUCCGCUCCUUGCUUCUCCGCCCACACUGGUGGAAGACGGCAGAAGACGUCGCGAUCGAGUUCAGCAUUAAGGAACGCAGAGUCAAGGUCGAAGGGGAUGACGAAGUCAGAUUCCGUCGCCGCUGAAACGAGUAAAAGUCUAUUCGCAGCGUGUGACACUACAGGGGCGUAGGUGUCGAUAUUCCCCGAACGAUCAAGAUUCCCGAGCACACAAGCACGAGCUUUGAAUGUUCCAUCACGUUUUACCGUGAGAACGAUUGCUAUAGGCAUUACCUGAGAAGAGGUUCGCAGCUCCUCGUCAGUAGCUGGCGCCCAAGUCUCAAAGGCAAGUAGUCUAGCUUCCUCCUUGGUGAUAGCUGCGCGCCAUUUUUCGGCGUCAGGGCUUUUCAAGGCUUGGGAAACUGACAGCAUGGCAUGUGCUUCGAGAAAGGUCUCCCCUUCUUCCAGCUCAUGCCCGCCUGCUAGCAUGGCAAAUUUAUGCAUGUCUUUUCUUAAUGCUUCUAGCUCGGCUCUUGUUCUUCUUUUGCGUUGUCCUGGAUUCUUAUCCUUGCUCCCUUUAGGUCUUCCUCGGCCUUUCUUCCCCUCCUCAACUUUGCCGGGCUGAGAUGGUGGAAUGGGUAAGGGCCUCGGAUCCCUUGCUUUAGGAUUAGAGUCAGGUGACACACGCUCCGAUGAGAUAUUCCCCUCCUCAACGCGUUGCGCGUCAGAGUUGGAAUCAUCGCCGGUCUUUGGAUCUUCCUCUUUGUCCAAAGAUUGACAGAAAACUCAUCAGCGUCAUUGUUAUCUAAUAUCAUUUCCAUGCCGGUUGGAUCGCCUGAGCUGUACUCCGUGCCAGAGAAGCGCGGCUGACAGGCCAUACGUUGCAGCGCAUGUCUGUGCAGGACGGGACCCAGCGACGGCGUGCCAGACUGCAGGUUUUCCAGCGGGUCAUAAUCAACAUAAAUGCCCUUCGACGUAGGCAGUAGCCAAUCAAUGUUCUUGACUAAUGUCGACUCUCGAAAUUUCACAUCUAGUGUGGAAUACUCGCUCCACUUGGAGCCAGCCUUCGUUCUCCCAUCGUUGUGAUGUGUACCUACCAGCCAACCAGACGAAACUGGACACAGACCGAGAAACACACCACGCCGAUAAGGUGACGCGAGCUUUGCUUCUUUCUUGUUGGUGGUGUCUACGACCUGUUCAUGAAAGUACACCAAACAGCCAAAUCUUCUUAACAUACCUAGACCACUUUUCGAGGACUUCUUGCCUAUCCUCUUUUCUAGUAUCUCGACAGGACUCAUUCCGUCAUGUUCUGGCAUUUUUGCAUAACGAUGCGGUAAGCGAUUCCAACAAUCUCCGGCAUACUGUAGGCAGUAACACCAAAGACGUCGGUCGACUUUGGCCAACGUGGUACGUACAGCGCCGAAAAUGGUCCGCGUGAAACGUUCGCAAGUUCCGUUCAUUUCUGGGUUGUAAGGAACUCCAGGAAUUUCCGAAACCAGUAGCGACUGCAUGACUUUGGUCAUAUGGUCACUACUUAGGACGGGUUCGUUAUCUCUACGGAUGAACCAUGCCACCUUGUCGUCGAGUGACAAUGAGUAGUCCUGGCGAAUGCCUUUUAUUACUUCUUCAGUCACCUCUACGCAGUCCGACUUGAGGCAAAGAGGACGAACGAAACACAUUUUAAUCGAAUCGCAAAUAAUGACUAAAGCGCAUCUUUUGCUUCUUAUAGAGACUGGUCUAAUACCAACUGCGAAAUCAAUUGCAAGUGUUUUCAAUGGAGAAGGUAUAUGCCCAGCGGGCCUCACUUUUGCAUGAGAGCGUCUUUGGCCUUUGGUUCGAUCACAUUCUGGACAAGAUACACUAAGGCCAUCAGCGUGAAAGUGGCCAAGUCUACGAUGUGUGUCUAAUCUUGAGGGUGGCAAACGCGUUACCAUCGUCAUCACUCUCAUCUUGACGCUUACGCUUCUUGGUUUUGGUAUUGUUCUGGUUUUCAUCAUCAGAAUCUUCGACAGCUGGAAAAGCUUUGCCGAAAGAUGGACUCUCGAUCUUGUACUCACCAGAGUCGACCAAGCUUUGAAGUCGUUUCGUGAGUCUUUCACCGAUUUGGACGAACGUUAGAUGUUCUUCUUCUUGCAUCCUCUCGAUUGUCUGUCGAAAUGCUUUGGAAAACAUUUUUGGCAGAAUGUCGAGGAUUGCUCCGUUUUGUUGAUCAGCAGCAGCCACACCAACUUCCAGUGGAUAGACGGUCGGAGAUUGGUUCAUGACAUCUCUAACCUUCGCCAGGAAUGUUGGAACGUCUGGAGGAGAAUCGCGGUUCGUGAAGUGCAUCCCUUCCAACGCUUUAGCAGAGAUUCGUUGCUCUGUGCGGUCAUUUUGACUGAAACCAGCGUCGCGGAGGUUUGUCACUACUUCUCCCGCGUUCAUUACAGUGGUAUCCUGAUCCUUCGUAUGUGCUUCGGCUGCACCUUUGAGCGACUUGAUGAUCACACUCUUCAAAUCUCGCCAAUUCUGCUGGAGCUUGCGGUCGUUGUUGUUGGGUUGGUUCGGAACCCCUGCCGCAUUGCCGUUCAGCACGUUGUUGAGGUAUUGGACUAGGUCCAGGCGGUCUGCUUCUUGCGUUACCGCUCGAAGCCAGUCACGCCAAUCAGAUUUCUGCCCCAGUUUGGGUGAAAUCUCUCAGGAGGACACGCCCGGGCACCUUUCGCGCCUAAGUUUCCGCUAAAAUUCCUCUAAUUUUGAAGGGGUCGCAAAUCGUUGCAGGCUAGUCGAUUGCCUGUGGUGGUCGGGGUGUGUCUUGUGUGGUGUGCUUAGCCGUGUGGCCGCAGGGGGUAGCGUGCUCGCUGUGGCCUUGCCGCCGUGUCGGGGGGUGGGUCCCCGCGCAAAAGGUCCGCGGCUGACGCGGCAGCUGUCAGACUGGUGCCGUGCUCGGGUCGGUUUUUGGGGUCUAAUUUUUUUACUAAAAAUCGCGCUAAUUUAGCACGCUAAAAAUCGCGCUAAUUUAGCACUCUAAUUCAGCACUCUAAUUCGGCGGGAUUUCUCGCCGGGGUGCCUUAUUUUUUUGCUCUAAAAAUCAUGCUAAUUCGUCACUCUAAUUGUUUUGGGGGGUUCUCGAAAGCCCUCUAAAAUUCCUCUAAUUAGGCACUCUAAUUCGGUAUUUUAAUUUUGCACCCCAAAACCCUGCGCGAUUUCGCGCUAUCGGGGGGUUUACAAAUUAGAGCGCUGAAUUAGAGCACACAAUUAGAGGAAUUUUUAGAAGGUUUUCGAAAAGCCCCAAAACCAAAUUAGAGCGACGAAUUAGCAACUUGUCGAGCGAGCUCCCCCCGGUGCAUUCCGUCGGCUUUUCCUAAAUUAGCAGAAUUUUUAGCGCUCGAAUUAGAGCACUUGCGACCAAAGGUCGCAGCUUCGUGGAAGAUCUGUCGGCCAUGUGUCGCGUGCUGUGAUUCUGCUCUUCUGUGUCGUCGGGUUUUGCAGAGUCUGCGCACAGAGGUACGCUGCUGGUGGCUGCAGCUGAGGGCGGUGGGUUUGCUUAUCGGUCGCGGCUUUGGUGGUGUGGUCGGUGGGUCUUUCCUGGAGGUGUCUCAGGGGUGUUGCUAGCAGCGUCGGGGGGUCUUCUGAGAUCGCUCUGAUUGGUCAAAUUAGUAAAAUUUUAGUAGCAUUUUAAAGGAAUAGGGUGGCCGGUGUUGUCCCCCUGAAAUCUCUCCAAGACUCAUAUCGGGCAUUUUGUGGCGCAAAUAGUGCGACUUUGUUUUCUCUACUUCUACAAUGAAUUGACUAGCAAUUUCUUUGAUAAGGUAAGGCUCAAGGGCUUGAAACAGUGUUGGAACACCCGAACACGUCCAAGCGCACUAUGAGGCUCUUGAGAGCAAAUGGAAUGACUAUCGUAGCAAUGUAACAGAAAGACGAUCAGAACGGACGUGCCGAAUGAUCACUGACUGUUUAAGGCCCUGAAAUGGUAUCAAAAUGGGUUCAAUGUCGUUGGGAUAUCAUGAAGGGCCAUAGUGCACUUAAAGAUCUGGGAGAUCUUGCUGCUGAUUCAUGUUGGAAUUCAUUGAGUUCAAAUGAUGAUCAUACGAGGAACUAACAUGAGUCCAAGACAAGGAACGGUAUUGAUCAUGAUCAAGGUGACGAGUGAGAGCAGUCAUUUGGCAUUGAAAUCAGGUUCAUUCGUUGGAUCUUGAGCCAGUAAUGACCAUUGACCAACAAACAUAGAACUAGAAGGACCUCCUAGCUGUGUUAUCGUAAAGCCCCUUGUAUUCUGUACCUGUACAACUAAGUCAAUGUGAAGAAUGUGGUGAAAAAAUAGAGUUCAUCUAGGUGUACCUCAACACAGAUACCCAAAUGCAGCUACCUCUUCAACGUACUACUAAACUCACUGAUGUACUCAUGAACGUGAACGUAAAAAAGACUUCAUCACUACCUCUUCAAAGAACUUCCCUAUGUAUAAGGAAUACUGUCCCGACAUACAGGUUGUCACAACAGUUUUCCUUUUUAUCGGGUUUGUGUGUUUCUGCCAAGUCAUGUGCUGUCACUGCGGUCAAAGCACGAAGCCAGGCAAAACUUGGGUCUCUUUCGCCUUCAUAUUUACCCUUAUUGUUUGCUGUGUGGCUGUCUUCAUUGCCAGACUUUGCUAUUAUGAUGAUUGGAAGUAGUUCGAAAAGUGACCUUAUGUUGUGAAAAUGCAUUGAUGCAGUUGUAGUAGAAUACGUACGUAGGUAGGAAUAGGAGUUACUCACUUGUUUCAGUCUCGCAUUCUCCCGCUAACCUUCUCCAGAAGAAGUCAAUCGUGGCGCGGUCGUUCCCUUCUACAGACUGCUUAACAGACAGACGCAGCUUGGCGAACUUUUGAGAGGGGCCAGCGACUUGGUGGAUGAACACAAGGGUGGCAGUGUAGACGUCAUGGCAGCGCAGAUGCGUAGAGGGCUCUUCCGCCUUGCUGUUGUGGUACAACAUUUUUUUAUCUCACAAAAAAUGCUUUCUUAUUUUGAUGCUUCCAUUUUUUAGUCUAAGUCUAAAGGAUCUAGACUUGAUGGUCUCAACGGACAGUACAUGCAUUAUAUGAAGUGAAAAAUGCUGCACAUUCUCAUUCUCUUUGACUCACCCCGCCACCUCUUGCUUCGUAAAACCUCAACCAUAAACAGGCGCAACAGGGUUUAGACGAGUCUGAAGAGGCAAAAACGAACGGGGACGAUUCCCAGACAGAGGAGAAUGAUGCGAAGACGAAGAAGUUGGGCGGUGUCCGAAGAGCAGCAAAAGCUGGAGCUCCUGCUAACUAUCUCCUCAAAGUUCUCGCCAUAGCUAGUGGUGAUCCUUCCAUCAAAAGGGGACUUGUUUUAUGGUCUUCUUACUUGUGAUGUACUGUGUAAAUGUAAAAACCCUGACUUGGAUCCUGAAGUGGACUAAUUUGGAUAGGAAUUCGGCUUUUUUUUCAUCAUCCUCCCUCGUCGUCAUCCUCUAAGGUGCAAAUUUGUUGCAACCUUUGGGGACCAAAUCCGUGAGGCAGCGAAGAAGGAGCUAGGGAACAC